GCGCGCCCGCCAGUGUCGGGAGCGAGUGCGCGCCCCCGCCGCUGACAGCCGGGCGGGUCUCGGUGUCGGUCUCGGUGUCGGGCCCGGGGACAGCGGAGACAAGCUGCGGCCUCUCGUCACCCGCACCCGGGACAGGGACAGGGACAGGGACCAGGGGCAGUCCCACUGCCCGCACCCCCCGCGUCAGCCCCAGACCCAGCUCCAGACCCAGCUCCAGCUCCAGCGCUGCCGGCACAAUGGCCCACACCCGGCCCGCCACCAACAUGAGCGACAGGAACAGUUGGGGGGGAUUGUCGGAGGGCAGCUUCAGCGGGACGCCGGAAGACGAGACUGACCAGCGGCCCAGGCCGGUGCAGAUCCUCCUCAUCAACGACGACCACACCUUCCAGCUGGACGAAGAGGCUCUGAACAGAAUCCUGCUCUCCGAGGAGGUGCGGGACCGAGAGGUGGUGGCCCUGUCUGUGGCCGGGGCCUUCCGCAAAGGGAAAUCGUUUCUCAUGGACUUCAUGCUGAGAUACAUGUACAGCAAGGAUCGCAGUGAGUGGCUGGGCCACACUGAAGAGCCGCUGACGGGAUUUUCCUGGCGUGGUGGGUCUGAGCGGGAGACAACCGGGAUCCAGAUCUGGAGCGAGGUGUUCCUGGUGGACAAGCCGGACGGGCAGAAGGUGGCCGUGUUGCUGAUGGACACACAGGGAACAUUCGACAGCCAGUCAACUCUCCGAGACUCUGCCACCGUGUUUGCCCUCAGCACCAUGAUCAGCUCCAUGCAGGUGUACAACUUGUCUCAAAAUAUUCAGGAAGAUGACCUCCAGCAUUUACAGCUCUUCACUGAAUAUGGACGCCUUGCAAUGGAAGAAACGUCUCAGAAACCCUUUCAGUCUCUGAUAUUUCUCGUCCGUGAUUGGAGUUUCCCGUAUGAGUUCAACUACGGUCUGGACGGAGGUAUCAAGUUCCUGGCGAAACGUCUGAAGAUCUCAGAAAACCAGCAUGAAGAGCUACAGAACGUCAGGAAGCACAUUUAUUCCUGUUUCACAGACAUAUCCUGCUUCCUCAUGCCUCACCCGGGCUUGAAAGUGGCCACUAAUCCCAACUUCGACGGACGGCUGAAAGAGAUCGAUGAUGAGUUUGUAAAAUACCUGAAGGUUCUGGUCUGCUGGCUUCUCAGCCCCGAAAACCUGGAGUUGAAAGAAAUUAAUGGAAAUAACAUCACUGGUCGUGGACUUGUGGAAUAUUUCAAGGCCUACAUUAAGAUCUACCAAGGGGAGGAGCUGCCACAUCCCAAGUCAAUGUUGCAGGCCACAGCAGAGGCCAACAAUUUAGCAGCGGUGGCAGCAGCCAAGGAUCUGUACAGCAGAAAGAUGGAGGAGGUUUGUGGAGGAGACAAGCCAUUUCUGGCCCCCAAUGACCUCCAGAACAAACACGCUGAGCUUCGUGAGGAAUCGGUCAAGCUGUUCCGCGGGGUGAAGAAGAUGGGCGGAGAGGAGUUCAGUCGCCGCUACCUGCAGCAGCUGGAGGGCGAGGUGGACGAGUUGUACGGCAACUACAUCAAACACAACGACAGUAAAAACAUCUUCCACGCAGCGCGCACCCCGGCCACCCUGUUUGUGGUGAUAUUUAUCAUGUACGUGACCGCCGGAGUGACGGGCUUUAUCGGUGUGGACAUCGUGGCUAGUCUGUGCAACAUGAUCAUGGGCUUGUCCCUGAUCACCCUGUGCACGUGGGUGUACAUCCGUUACACCGGGGAAUACAGGGAGCUCGGAGCCGUCAUUGACCAGGUGGCUGGAGCCUUGUGGGACCAGGGAAGUACUAAUGAGGCACUAUUCAGGCUGUACGACGCGGCUACAAGCCACAGGCACAUAUACCACCACACCUUCCCCGCAGCACAACCAGAAAGCAGUGCCGACACCAGGAAGAAAAAAUGACUUGCCCAGAUUCCUCAGCGUACAAUCACAAGAGAGAAACUUUGUUGUUAUUGUGCAUUCACAUGCCACUAAUCCGAGAAGUGCUACAUAAACGGAAAGCCUACUAUAGCUUAAAUCUAAAUGAAAUGGUACUUCAACACUUGGACACUGUGCAGGCUGUCACUUAGUUCCGUUGCAAAUUGUUCUGUGGGGAUAUGUGUUUGCAUGAUCGUGUUAACUGUCGAUGAAUCUAAUGUUCUUCCAUUAAGAAUAAUCAAUAAUUUUUAAAACAUCUCAAAGAACAAUCUACAUUUUCAGAAUAUUUGUCUUCCGUAGUUCCUUUUCUAAUUCAGCAUUGCACAUUUAUUGAAUGUUUGUCCAAACACAAUUUAAAAUUGCUUGUUUCCUUUACAGUCUUAACAGAGUGUGCAAUGUAUUAAAAAAAAGAUAUCAUUUCUGUUUACGGAGACAAGCAUUUGAACAAAUGUAUGAUGAAUUUGUUUCGUUACUUUAGGAUAGCUGUGGAUGUCACAAUAUAUAAAAAGAUGUUAUUUGCAAAUA
Molecule: messenger RNA, 2462 nt
Organism: Amblyraja radiata (thorny skate)
Lineage: Eukaryota; Metazoa; Chordata; Chondrichthyes; Rajiformes; Rajidae
Gene: atl1
Product: atlastin GTPase 1
Exons: 14
Coding region: 237-1922 (561 amino acids)
Molecular function (GO): GTPase activity; GTP binding
Source: RefSeq, a predicted model, not a curated record